This is a messenger RNA of Rhinopithecus roxellana (golden snub-nosed monkey), 1394 nucleotides long. It is a transcript of the gene FOXI1, whose product is annotated as forkhead box I1. The record is from RefSeq and is a predicted model, not a curated record. Gene Ontology annotation, biological process: regulation of transcription by RNA polymerase II; anatomical structure morphogenesis; cell differentiation. Gene Ontology annotation, molecular function: RNA polymerase II cis-regulatory region sequence-specific DNA binding; DNA-binding transcription factor activity, RNA polymerase II-specific. Lineage: Eukaryota; Metazoa; Chordata; Mammalia; Primates; Cercopithecidae. The transcript is spliced from 3 exons. The coding region runs from base 56 to 1192 and encodes 378 amino acids.
GGCAGCUCCUGGGUGCAGGUGCCAGGUAGGUGGCUCCAGCCAGCCCAGCCCCAGCAUGAGCUCCUUCGACCUGCCGGCGCCCUCCCCACCUCGCUGCAGCCCCCAGUUCCCCAGCAUCGGCCAGGAGCCUCCUGAGAUGAACCUCUACUAUGAGAACUUCUUCCACCCACAGGGCGUGCCCAGCCCUCAGCGGCCCUCCUUCGAGGGGGGCGGCGAGUAUGGGGCCACCCCCAACCCCUACCUCUGGUUCAACGGGCCCACCAUGACCCCGCCACCCUACCUGCCCAGCCCCAAUGCCAGCCCCUUCCUGCCCCAGGCCUAUGGCGUGCAGAGGUCGCUACUGCCCAGCGUGUCGGGGCUUGGGGGUAGCGACCUGGGCUGGCUGCCCAUCCCUUCGCAGGAGGAGCUGAUGAAGCUGGUGCGGCCCCCCUACUCCUACUCGGCUCUCAUCGCCAUGGCCAUUCAUGGGGCACCCGACAAGCGCCUCACCCUCAGCCAGAUCUACCAGUACGUGGCGGACAACUUCCCCUUCUACAACAAGAGCAAGGCCGGCUGGCAGAACUCCAUCCGCCACAACCUGUCGCUCAACGACUGCUUCAAGAAGGUGCCCCGGGAUGAUGACGACCCGGGCAAAGGGAAUUACUGGACCCUGGACCCCAACUGCGAGAAGAUGUUCGACAAUGGAAAUUUCCGCAGGAAAAGGAAGAGAAAAUCAGAUGUUUCCUCCAGCACAGCCACCUUGGCCUUAGAGAAGACAGAGAGCAGUCUCCUGGCAGGCAGCCCCAAGACCACAGAGCCUCAGGACAUCUUGGAUGGAGCCUCCCCAGGGGGCACCACCAGCUCCCCAGAGAAGCAGCCCUCCCCUCCCCCAUCGGGCACCCCUUGCCUUCACAGCUUCCUCUCCUCUAUGACAGCCUAUGUGAGCGGGGGGAGCCCCACGAGCCGCCCCUUGGCCACACCAGGACUGAGCCCUGAGCCCAGUGACAAGACGGGGCAGAACUCACUGAGCUUCAACUCCUUCUCCCCGCUCACCAAUCUCAGCAGCCACGGUGGUGGGGGUGACUGGGCAAACUCCAUGCCCACCAACACGCUCGGCUACGGAGGAUCUGUGCUCGGCCAGUUCAGCCCUCACUUCUACAACAGUGUCAACACCAAUGGUGUCCUCUACCCCAGGGAGGGCACUGAGGUCUAGGAGAGGUGGAUGUUUGUCUGAGAAAACAAUGGCCUCAAGGGAGGGACUCGGGCCCACCCUCACAGAGGGUCUCUGCGUGAUCUCCUGGGAUUUCUCCUUGUUUUUGUGAGUACUUUUUAUGCUGGUGAUGUUUCAUCACAGAACACCCUGGGAAGUGUUGUUUGUUUUAUUUUCUUUUUAAUUAAAAAAAAAAUGUGGUGCA